Molecule: messenger RNA, 1627 nt
Organism: Plutella xylostella (diamondback moth)
Lineage: Eukaryota; Metazoa; Arthropoda; Insecta; Lepidoptera; Plutellidae
Product: fatty acyl-CoA reductase wat
Biological process (GO): long-chain fatty-acyl-CoA metabolic process
Cellular component (GO): peroxisome
Molecular function (GO): alcohol-forming very long-chain fatty acyl-CoA reductase (NADP+) activity
Source: RefSeq, a predicted model, not a curated record
CCCCCUCCAGCACCAUGGAUCCUGCCAGCGACAUCGCGAUGCUGUCGCGCAUGCGCACUAUCCGCGCGGCUGAGGAGCGCGGGGACUCGCGGGUGCAGCGCGCGCUCGCCGGAGCCACCGUCUUCAUCACCGGGGGCACCGGCUUCCUGGGGAAACAACUCAUUGAGAAACUCUUCAGAUCCUGUCGGGACAUCAAGAAGAUUUAUCUCCUUUCGAGAGACAAGAAGGGCAAAUCCAUGGAAGAGAGACUGAAGAAGACUUUAGAAGACCCUGUAUUUGAAGAAGCUCGGAAGUUGAACCCUUACUUCGAGAAGCGGCUGGUGCCGGUGGCCGGCGACGUGGCGGAGCUGAGGCUGGGUCUGAGUGACGAGGACUGGAAUAUGCUGACUGAGGAGGUUAACUACAUUUACCACAUCGCAGCCACCGUGCGAUUUGACGAGCCCCUGAAAGUGGCCAUCCUCACGAACGCCCGCGGCACAAGGGAAGUCAUAACCCUUGCCAAGGAGACCAAGAACCUGAAAACCUUUGUCCACGUAUCCACGGCUUACUCCAACUGCUAUAAUGAGGAGACAUUUGAAAAAUUCUACCCGACUCCUGUGUCUGCGCAAACGAUUAUCGACCUUUGUGAAACCUUUGAUGAGGAUCGUCUGGAAGCUAUCACUCCGCAUAUCCUGGGGGGUUGGCCGAACACAUAUUCCUUCUCGAAAGCCAUAGCGGAAGAAGCCGUCAGGACUUACGCCACGGACAUCCCAACCUGUGUGGUGCGGCCUGGCAGUGUGGUUCCGACUGCGUGUGAGCCGGCGCCGGGCUGGCUGGACAUCAGCAACGUGUCCGGACCUAGUGGCUUCGUGCUAGGCACAGCCACCGGCGUGAUCCACACGUCCCUGGUGAACCCCGACGCUAAACACGACAUCGUCCCAGUAGACUACGUCACCAACCUCACCAUCGCCGCCACGUGGGACACUGUGCAGCGCUACGAAAAUGGACACAGGGAUAUAAAGAUCUACACCGUUUCUAAUAUCAGGAACUUUGUUAGUUGGAGAGUCUACAGAGAUGUUCUAGAAACGGAGGGCAGAAAGCUGGUAUCUCCGAAAGCAAUUUGGUAUUGUGGAACAGUGGAGGCAUACAACGAAUAUACCUACUUUCUGUUGUCUCUCUUCCUCCACUUCAUCCCAGCAUUCUUUGUGGAUAUUGUAUUAAAAUUAAGAGGGAGUAAAUUUAGGCUUCUAAAAAUCUACAAGAGGGUUUACAAACUUAACACAAUCGUUAGCUUCUUCCUCUUGAGGCCUUUCCGUCUUCAUGACGACAACACCUUGGAUCUCUUCAACCGACUCUCCGACACUGACAGAACCAUCUUCAACUUUGACGUGGCCGAUAUCGACUUCAACGUCUACGUAAAAUACUGGUGGCUUGGGCUCAGGAAGUACAUCAUUAAGGAUGGAUUAAAAGGCACUGAUGAGGCUGUAAGAAAGCAGAAGUGGCUGAAGGUUUUAAAUUACGUUCUUGUCGUUUUGUAUGCGUUCGUUGUUUGCAAACUUUUGGUGUUUACUGGGUCGAUUGUUUGGGCUGGACUCAGAUGUUUGUUUUAAGGUUUUGUUGAAUUAAAUUGUCCGUCGUUUGUGUCGUA